AGAUGAAGCCCUGGGAUGUCGGUCCAUUCCGGAAAUGACUGGCCUUUUUCCCCUGUGGGCGCGGGCGAGAUCGGCUAUGGCGACAGUGACAUGGGCGAGCAUGUGAUCAUAGAGGACGAGCGCCGGCCGGUUCCAGUUUCCACCGCCUCCGUGAUACAAGUGGAGAAGCAACUGGUGGGCAUCAUGGCGUCGAUGCAGGUCACCCGGCAAGAGGUUCUGCGGGGCGCGCCGGCAGGGCGGGUGCUGCGGAGUGCGUGGGCCGUUUUGACUGAGCGUGUGGAUGACCACAAGGCCUUCGAGGUCAGCAAACCGGUGGAGCACAUCACGGAGUUCUGGUCCCACUCCUGGCAUGGCAGCGCCUGGCGCAAGGUGCUGACGCUGCUGGUGGUGAAGAACGGAUUUGCGGCACUGGUGACGAGCCUCUUCUCCUCUUUGCUCUUCGCCUUACUUUUCGGCUUCGGCAUAUUGCCGGCCUACAGUUUCGGCGAGGAGACAGAGGAGGACUUCCGCUCUGUGUGGGCCCUGUCAGCGGGGUGUGUGGCCAGCUGCCUCACCCUGCUGCUUUGGCGCCCCCAGACCUGCGUUUUCCUGGACCGUGUUUGCAUCGAUCAGCGCAGCCCUAAGGCUAAAGCCGAGGGCACGCUGAAUGUCGGCGCGUUUUUGAAGAACUCGGACGCGAUGUUGGCCCUUUGGGACUCCUCCUACGCUCAAAGGCUCUGGUGCGUCUUCGAGCUGGCAGCGUACCUCAAGAGCCAUGAGCGGCAGGGGGAGCGGCUGGUGCUCCGACCCACCUUCAUUGGCCCCUGCUGCGUGGCGAUGAGUCUCUGCAUGGUGGGCUUCAUGGCGGUGCUGGCAACUGUGCCCUUCGACGAUCAGAUUGUCGGAAGUGUCAUCCUGACUGCGCUGGGCACCGUCGGCUUCUACUUCGCAGGCGGACAAUUUCGGAACUUCUACCAGGAAGUGGGCACCAUGAAGGCGCAGAUGAAUGAGUUCCGGAUCCACAAGGCCAAGAGCUGGUGCUGCUGUUCUAGCCAUGUGGAUGCCAACGGCAAAGCGAUGCUGUGUGACCGAGUCAUCGUCACGGAGUGUAUUGUCGCCUGGUUCGGCUCAGAGAAGCAGUUCGAGGAGGCCGUGCAAUCUAAGGUGAUGAACUUGGUGGCGCAGCGGCUCGAGGGCAGGAGGGCCUUCCCCUACCUCUGGCUGGUUGGUGCUUUCGCGCCCAUCGCCUGGGGGAUAAUGGACGGCGUGGCCAGCCAGGCUCGCGCUGGAAAUGUCGAGCAGGCCGUGUUCUUUACCGUCAACGGAGUCCUGUGGUGGCUGUGCAACAUGCCCUGCUUGUUUGCCUUCUGGAUGACCUUGAUUCAGAGAUGCCACCAGAAAUGCGAUGCGAAGUGGAAGGAGGUACUCUUGAAUCUGGUGAUCAUGUGGGCAAUGUCGAUACUCUUUGUGGCCACCUUCGGCCUGACCAGAGGUUUGUCCGCUUUGGUGGGGGACAGGCUUCUGGGGCAGUGCAUCUCUCUGGGGCUGAUGGCCAUCGUGACGGCGCUCACCUUCUGCAGCUGCAGGAAGCAGCCCGCCGCCGCGUCGCCACACCACACGCCGCACCACAUUAUCCCAAGCAAGAUCGUCCCCAGCGAUUUUUGAGCGAAGCCCGGGGACCGGUGUGAACCAUUGCGGAACCUGCCAGGGUCCGAAGCCCGGGAUUGGAUCAAGAAGCUUGGUUUGCGACCUCAAGACUCC
Molecule: messenger RNA, 1740 nt
Organism: Effrenium voratum
Lineage: Eukaryota; Dinophyceae; Suessiales; Symbiodiniaceae
Source: the annotation of a GenBank genome assembly